Molecule: messenger RNA, 912 nt
Organism: Trichoplusia ni (cabbage looper)
Lineage: Eukaryota; Metazoa; Arthropoda; Insecta; Lepidoptera; Noctuidae
Product: cuticle protein 21-like
Exons: 2
Cellular component (GO): extracellular matrix
Source: RefSeq, a predicted model, not a curated record
UUUCAGGUUAUUGCCCUGUGUGGUUUGGUGGCAGUAUGCCAAGCUGGUCUCCUGGCCGCCCCAGCACACUACUCGUCUGCCGCGGCUGUCUCCUCCCAGAACAUUAUCCGACAUGACCAGCCUGCCCAACACGUCGCCAUCGCCGCUCCUGUAGCCUACCACGCUGCACCCGCCGCUGUAUCCUACCACGCCGCUCCUGCUCACUACUCCUCCGCCGCCGCAGUGUCAUCCCAGAACAUUGUGCGUCACGACCAGCCCGCCCAACACGUCGCCAUCGCCGCUCCUGUAGCCUACCACGCUGCCCCCGCAGCUGUGUCCUACCACGCCGGUCCUGCUCACUACUCGUCUGCUGCCGCAGUUUCGUCCCAGAACAUCGUGCGUCAUGACCAGCCCGCCAGACAGGUUGCCAUCGCCGCCCCAGUAGCAUACCAAGCCGCUCCUGCCGCCGUCGCCUACCACGCUGCUCCCGCUGUCACCACCUACCACGCCGCUCCCGCUGUCACUACCUACCACGCUGCUCCCGCCCGUGUCGCCUACCACGCCGCUCCCGUUGUAGCUCAUGCUGAAGAGAUCAACACCCACCCACAAUACGAGUACAACUACUCUGUUGCUGACGGCCACACCGGCGACAACAAGUCCCAGCACGAGACCCGCGACGGUGAUGUCGUGAGGGGCUCGUACUCCCUCCACGAAGCCGACGGCUCUGUGAGGACCGUGGAGUACUCCGCCGACGCCCACAGCGGCUUCAACGCGGUGGUGCACAACACCCACCCCACAGCCGCCCCCGCCCACCUCGCUCCCGCUCACUACUACCACCACUAAAAUUCCACACUAGUCAUGGACUGCGUUUACUAAUAAGUGACCAAACAGUGAUUUAUUUAUGAUAAUAUACGAAUUAUGUUCUACACAUUA